AUGACCUAUAAUGAUUCAUGUGCUAUACGACACACCUGCACUAUGAUCACGAUAAAGGAUAUGGAGCAGGAUGAGGAUAUCGAGCCACUGAAAGCAAAACUUCUGGAAUUAAAAGAUGCUCCACAAGAGCUUGAAGACGGGGGGCAAGCCACCGUUGAUAAGCUUAUAGAAAUAAAUUUGGGUAAUGAAGAGGAUCGAAGACCCACUUAUAUUAGUGCAUUACUUCCAGAAGAAGAUCAAGAUGUGUUGAAAGCACUAUUGAUGGAAUAUAAAGACUGCUUUGCUUGGACGUAUAAAGAAAUGCCUGGCUUAGAUCCAAGUGUGGCUGUUCAUAAACUUGCCAUUAGUCCAGAUGUGGCUCCAGUUAAACAAGCUCCAAGAAGGACAAGAGUUGACUUAGAAGAACAGAUCAUAACUGAGACUAAAAAGCUUAUUGAAGCAGGGUUCAUCAGAGAAGAAAAAUAUGCUGACUGGAUCACGAGCAUAGUCCCAGUGAAAAAGAAGAAUGGUCAAAUUCGCAUAUGCGUUGACUUUCGAGAUCUGAAUAAAGCAUGUCCAAAGGACGAUUUUCCACUGCCAGUCACCGAACUAAUGAUCGAUAAUACUUCAAGUUACGAGAUGUUUUCGUUCAUGGACGGUUCCUCUGGAUAUAACCAGAUAAAGAUGGCACCUGAAGACGAAAAACACACUGCUUUUAGAACUCCAAUUGGCAUAUACUGUUAUAAGGUUAUGCCCUUUGGUCUGAAAAAUGCAGGAGCCACUUAUCAAAGGGCUAUGACAAUAAUUUUUGAUGAUUUGCUCCACAAGGUUGUUGAGUGUUAUGUUGAUGACUUGGUGGUCAAAACUGUGAAUAAAGCAAAUCAUUUUGAAGACUUGAGAACAGUUUUCACCAGAUUAAAAAAAUAUAAUCUGAAAAUGAACCCUCUCAAAUGUGCAUUUGGAGUUUAUUCGGGCAAAUUCCUUGGGUUUAUUGUUAGACAUAGAGGAAUUGAAAUCGACCCGGCAAAAAUCAAGGCUAUCAUGGAAUUGCCACCUCCAAAGAAUUUGAAGCAAUUAAGAUCCUUUCAAGGAAGAUUGGCCUAUAUCAGAAGGUUUAUAUCAAAUCUAUCUGGCAGAAUUAAACCGUUUUCCAAAUUGGUGAAAAAGGAUGCGCCUUUUAUAUGGGAUGAUGAUUGUCAAACAGCAUUUGACGACAUUAAGAAAUAUUUAUUAAGUCCUCCAGUGCUUGCUGCCCCUAUUCAUGGCAGGCCAUUAAUUUUAUACACUGCUGCGCUUGAAGGAUCGCUGGGUGCACUCCUUGCUCAAAAUAAUGAAGAAGGAAAGGAAAGCGCUUUAUAUUAUCUCAGCAGGAUGUUGGUGGGGGCAGAAAACUUUUACUCGCCAAUUGAAAAGCACUGUCUAGCCCUUAUAUUUGCGGUUAAGAAAUUAAGGCAUUAUAUGUUGGAGCAUAAAAUCCACUUAAUUUCGAGGGUGGACCCACUUAAAUUCUUAAUGACAAGACCAGUUUUGACUGGAAGGUUGGCAAAGUGGGCUGUUAUACUGCUGGAAUUUGACAUCACUUAUGUCCCACAGAAAGCCAUCAAAGGUCAAGCACUUACUGAUUUCUUAGCUGCGCACCCAAUUCCAGAUGACUCACCUUUGGUCUGCGAUUUGCCCGAUGAGCACAUCAUGUUUGCUACGGACGACCAACCUUAUUGGAAAAUGUAUUUUGACGGUGCAUCCUCAAUUCAACCAGCUUUCAGUCCAAAUAUCCCUAAGAUUAAGGCCGGGAUAGCGUUAAUCUUUGUAACACCUGAAGGAGGCAUUUUAAGAUACUCAUUAGCCCUUUCUGAACCUCGCACAAACAAUGAGGCUGAAUAUGAAGCUCUUAUUGCAGGUUUAGAAAUUGCGAUCCAGUUGAACAUACAAAAAUUGCAUAUCUUCGGAGACUCCCAAUUAAUCAUCAACCAAGUUGAAGGGGAGUUUAAAAUACAUAAACCUGAGCUGGUCGAAUAUCAGACGAGGGUAAAAUAUCUUAUGGAGAAAAUUCCAUAUGUAAAAAUAGAAAAAGUAUCCAGGGCUGUAAAUGGAAAAGCCGAUGCCCUAGCUAGAUUGGCUAAAGAGCUUGCCGAUCCCACUAUGGAUGAAGUCCAAAUAACUAUACGGAAUCGUAAAAUAUUGUCCCCGGCUGACUUAAAUCCAGAAAAAGAUACAAAGGAAGCUGAAGUCGCAACUAUCGAUAUAGAAGAUGAUUGGAGGGAACCUUUCAUCGACUUUCUCAAAUAUAAUAAGUUGCCAGAGGAAAAGUCGAGACAGGCACAAAUUAAGAAAAGGGCAAUGAGAUAUGUAUUUGUUAAUGAUCAGCUUUAUCGUAGAUCUUAUGAUCAAUUAUGGCUUAAAUGUUUAUCACCAAAUGAGAUUAAACAAGUCAUGCAUGAAGUUCAUUCAGGCGUCUGCGGUGCGCACCAAUCAGGGCCAAAAAUGCGCCUCAAAAUUAAACAUUUGGGAUAUUAUUGGCCAACAAUGAUACAAGAUUGUAUGAUGUAUGCUAGAAAAUGCCAUCAAUGUCAAAUCCACGGUGACUUCAUUCAUCGGCAUCCAAAUCCCUUGCAUCCUACAAUCGCCUCAUGGCCAUUUGAUAUGUGGGGAACAGAUGUGAUAGGACCUAUCAAUCCGCUAUCUUCCAGGGGGCAUAAAUUCAUUCUUGCUGCUACAGAUUACUUUUCUAGAUGGGUUGAGGCAAUCCCACUUAGAGAAGUAAAAGCAGAUGAUGUGGUCAAAUUCUUCAAAGAAAAUAUCCUAUAUCGAUUCGGAGUUCCAAGGCGAAUUAUAUCUGACAAUGGAACUGCCUUCAGGAGUUUCAAAGUCAAUAGAUUUGCCACUCAACAUAAAAUUGAUUGGAGAUAUUCUUCAAUAUAUAAUGCAAGGGCUAAUGGACUGGCCGAAGCCUUUAAUAAGACUUUGACAAAGCUAUUAAAGAAAAUCAUUGGCAAAAAUCAAAAGGAAUGGCAUAUGCGGAUCAUCGAAGCUCUAUGGGCCUAUCGGACCACAUACAGAACGCCAACUCAAGCAACACCCUAUUCCUUGGUGUUCGGUGUUGAGGCGGUAUUACCAUUAGAAGUUGAAUUGCCCUCAUUACGAAUAGCAGUUCAACACGAGUUAACAAAUGAAGAAAAUGCUCUACUAAGGCUUGAUGAGCUAGAUGCAUUGGAUGAAGUCAGGUUGACUGCCCAACAGAAUUUGGAACUAUAUCAAGCCCAAAUGGCAAGCGCAUAUAAUAAACUUACCCGGUACCGCACCAUUAGUGUUGGGGAGCUGGUGCUCGUUCUUCGCAGACCGAUUAUAAUCAAUAAACAUACUGGGAAGAAGUUUGAUCCAAAUUGGGAAGGCCCAUAUGUGGUGGAGAAAGCUUAUGAAGGCGGUGCCUACCAAUUAAUUGACGCCAAAGGUGAAAGGCCAAUGCCACCUAUCAACGGCCGUUUCUUAAAAAAAUAUUAUGUAUAA
Molecule: messenger RNA, 3483 nt
Organism: Ananas comosus (pineapple)
Lineage: Eukaryota; Viridiplantae; Streptophyta; Magnoliopsida; Poales; Bromeliaceae
Exons: 1
Coding region: 1-3483 (1160 amino acids)
Biological process (GO): DNA integration
Molecular function (GO): nucleic acid binding; RNA-DNA hybrid ribonuclease activity
Source: RefSeq, a predicted model, not a curated record